Messenger RNA from Penicillium mononematosum, 794 nucleotides. RefSeq names its product 40S ribosomal eS24 domain-containing protein. The annotation marks the transcript as partial. The record is from RefSeq and is a predicted model, not a curated record. Gene Ontology annotation, cellular component: ribosome. The transcript has 3 exons. Lineage: Eukaryota; Fungi; Ascomycota; Eurotiomycetes; Eurotiales; Aspergillaceae. Gene Ontology annotation, molecular function: structural constituent of ribosome. Gene Ontology annotation, biological process: translation.
CCGAGCCCACACCACACGAAAAUUGAAAGUUCGACAUCCUCAGUGACCCCGUCGACACUUCCUCCAUCCAACGCACACACCAAAAUGGCCGACACUCCCGUCACUCUGCGGACUCGCAAGUUCAUCCGCAACCCUCUGCUUGCCCGCAAGCAGAUGGUCGUGGACGUCCUCCACCCCAACCGCCCCAACGUCUCCAAGGACGAGCUCCGUGAGAAGCUGGCCGACCUGUACAAGUCCAACAAGGACCAGGUCUCCGUCUUCGGUUUCCGCACACAGUACGGUGGUGGUAAGAGCACCGGCUUCGCUCUGGUCUACGACUCCUCCGAGGCCCUGAAGAAGUUCGAGCCUCACUACCGUCUCGUCCGUAUCGGUGCCGCCAGCAAGAUCGAGAAGGCUUCCCGCCAGCAGCGCAAGCAACGGAAGAACCGCUCCAAGAAGUUCCGCGGUGUCGCCAAGGUCAAGGGCCCCAAGAAGAGCAAGGAUUAAACGCCUCAUCUGUAACUAUUCGCACGAUUCAACAUGGACCGAUGAUGCGGCAUGGCGCGAUGGGAAAGAUUAUGGCGGUGACGGCUUUGGCUCUGGAGUUUCCCACCUGGUUAUGGCUUGUCCGGACCCAGGUGCGGUCGGUCGUGUGUGGGGGGGAGUGGUUUAUCUUCCUUUUCAGCGAACAUCAGACUAAAACCCAAAAUGAUGCCCGUUGAAUGGUGAAGAUCGUGGACGGAUACUCUUUUUUCUUCCUGUGCUUGUUGGAGCUGGUGAUUCCCGAGAAAAAAAGGCUGGCGAUCCCCAUGGAA